This is a messenger RNA of Aureococcus anophagefferens, 594 nucleotides long. RefSeq lists its product as hypothetical. NCBI's taxonomy places the organism in Eukaryota, Pelagophyceae, Pelagomonadales, Pelagomonadaceae. The annotation marks the transcript as partial. Gene Ontology annotation, molecular function: coproporphyrinogen oxidase activity. Gene Ontology annotation, cellular component: cytoplasm. The transcript is spliced from 2 exons. The record is from RefSeq and is a predicted model, not a curated record.
GGCGUGGACCUGACGCCGUCCUACGUCGUCGAGGAGGACUGCGCCGCGUUCCACGCGGCGCUGAAGCGGACCUGCGACGCGCACGGCGCGUCGUACGCCGACAUGAAAAAGACGUGCGACGACUACUUCUACCUGCCCGCGCGCCGGGAGCACAGCGGCGUCGGCGGCGUCUUCUUCGACGAUCUGGACGCGCCCUGGGCCGGCGACUUCGCCGUGGAGCUGAUGCGCUGCGCGCUCGCGGACGACGGGCCCUACAUGCCCGUCGCGGCGCGGCGGCGCGGCGAGGCGUGGUCCGAGGCGGAGAAGCAGUGGUCGUACCUACGCCGCGGCCGCUACGUCGAGUCGACCUCCCGCGUCCUUUGCCCCAAACUCCCCCGACUUUGCCCCUCACACCAUCGCGCGCCGUCGACCAGGUUCAACCUCCUCUACGACCGCGGCGUCAAGUUCGGCCUGUCGCCGGAGAGCGUCGAGCGCGUGCUCGUGUCGUCGCCGCCGCUCGCGGCGUGGGGCUGGCGGAAGGAGCCCGCGGCGGGGACGCCCGAGGCGGCUUGCUUGGCGGUGCUGCGGGAGCCGCGGGCGUGGGUUUCGUCGUAA